Messenger RNA from Cherax quadricarinatus, 1046 nucleotides. The record is from RefSeq and is a predicted model, not a curated record. Lineage: Eukaryota; Metazoa; Arthropoda; Malacostraca; Decapoda; Parastacidae.
GAAAUAGUGUAAUUGACCACGCCGAGUGGAACCGACCUGAAAACAUGACAGAGGAGCGACCUUCUUACAAGAUUGAUGAAGAACACCCUGGUACGGAAUUGGCUGCUGAGACAGCUGCCGCUCUUGCUGCUUCCUACUUGGUGUUCAAGGAUACGGACGCUGACUACGCCGAGGAGUUACUAGCCCUGGCCAAGGAACUCUACGAGUUCGGUGACAACUUCCGUGGAAACUAUGACGUUGCGAUCCCCGAUGCGUACAAAUCAUAUAGCGGGUAUGGUGACGAGCUGGUCUGGUCUAGUCUGUGGAUGUACAGAGCGACGGAGGACGAGAGUUACCUCACCCGCGCCAGGGGUCACUGGGACGAGUUCGACUUUGAAACUACACCGCCUAAUCAGUUCUACUGGGAUGACAAGACCCCCGGAGUCUAUGCGCUCUUCUGGCUGCUGGAUGGUUCCCAGACCUACUUGGACCACCUCACGGACUACCUAGAUUACCUGCAGAACAGCGCCCCUUACACCCCAGAGGGAAUGGUUUACCUAGACCCGUGGGGAUCAAACAGGCAUACCGCUAAUGUUGCCUUCCUCGCUCUCUGGGCUGCCAAACAUGGUGUGGACACGUCAGUGAACAGCGAGUGGGGUCAGGAUCAGAUGGACCAGUUGCUGGGUGCCAACUCUCGCUACAACAUGACCUUCGUUGUGGGCUUCGGUGAAAAGUAUCCUGUGAGACCUCACCACCGUCCCAGCUCGUGUCCCGACCCCCCUGAGGUUUGUGACUAUGACUGGGCUUUCACCCAGCCUGGACCCAACCCACACGUCCUAUAUGGUGCCUUGGUCGGUGGACCAGACGAGAACGGCGACUACGAAGACGACCGCUCUAACUACGUGCAGAAUGAGGUCGCCUGUGACUACAACGCUGCCUACACUGGUGCUCUAGCUGCUGUCAUAGAGCUUAUUUAAGAGCUUCUCUCGUAGAGCUUAUCUUACAGAGCUCAGAAGAUUUUUCGCCUCGCGUUACUAACUGCUGUGUCCAUAACUGACUGUUAAGUC